Molecule: messenger RNA, 543 nt
Organism: Sitophilus oryzae (rice weevil)
Lineage: Eukaryota; Metazoa; Arthropoda; Insecta; Coleoptera; Curculionidae
Product: echinoderm microtubule-associated protein-like CG42247
Exons: 3
Biological process (GO): intracellular signal transduction
Source: RefSeq, a predicted model, not a curated record
GCGGUGGCUCCAUCUCGCGCGGGCAGCCGCAUGCAGCAGUACGACGACGCCGGCCUCCAGGAGGCGGUCGCCGCGGCCGCUCAGCAAGGCGAGGGUGGCGCCGCCACCGGCGCCGGUGAGGACGCCGACGUGCCCGCCGCCCCCGAUCCCAACGCCCUCAGUCUAGUGCCGGCCGCUGGCAAUGGCGCGCAGCACAAUCAGAGAGACGUAAGCGACGACGAGGACGACGACCAUCCGGUAGCCAACGGAGGUGGCUAUUGGAGGCAAGGGGCGGCCACCCGCCCCUCCAGUCCUCCGAUGGCGGAUAAUGCCAGCGACGCUUCUUCUAUGCAACCCCCAGCGCCCAGAUCAAAAAGCCGAGUAGAAAUGGCAACCAGCAGAUAUUCUAAUUUGGGAUAUUGGAAAGCUCGUAGAGUACUUUUUUACAAAAAUGGCGACCCAUUCUUCCCCGGAGUUGAAUUUAGAUUUAAACCAGGACGUGAUAUUGUUAGUUUGGAAUCUUUAUUGGAUAAAUUGUCACUUAGAAUGGAUCUUCCAAGAGGA